Molecule: messenger RNA, 4862 nt
Organism: Phycodurus eques (leafy seadragon)
Lineage: Eukaryota; Metazoa; Chordata; Actinopteri; Syngnathiformes; Syngnathidae
Product: peripheral plasma membrane protein CASK
Exons: 29
Coding region: 678-3527 (949 amino acids)
Biological process (GO): regulation of neurotransmitter secretion; protein phosphorylation
Cellular component (GO): cell-cell junction; basolateral plasma membrane; plasma membrane
Molecular function (GO): signaling receptor binding; protein kinase activity; ATP binding
Source: RefSeq, a predicted model, not a curated record
UCUUGGGAGACAGAUUUGUGGAACUCGGAGCGACUGGCAGCAUCUGACUAUAACGGUGGACGUAGCGUUUGAUGUGUUGGAUGCAAUUUCGGCCUUCAUAAGAAGCAAGACUCCAAAGUGGAGAUCCUCUGUUUGGGUUCGGGGAGCGGAUUACCUAUCCAUAUGAUAUGUUAGAGUAGGGUAAACCGUCUGAGAUACAGGGCGUACACAGUGCAAUCAAGACAGGAGCCAACCGGCUGUUCCGUCGUCAGCUAGCCCAUUAACCCAGAAAUCCAAGCAUUUUCCAUAGCUCCGUUAGCUUGCGGUGAAGCUCAGCACUUUGGUCCGAUCUGGAAGACUUUGUGGAUUUUGCCGAUGGAGUCAAAUACUUUGCACCGUAUUUCGAUAAAAUAACGCUGACCCGAGUCAUGCAAUUGUUUCAUUGCUUAGGAGGAAAAUCUCCAACCCGUGCGGUCUGGUCUCUGGUUCCUGUUGAGCUAGCCCGCUAGCUGGCUAGCCCGCUCACCGGGAUAUCUGUACCAGAGAAGGUGGGGCGGGCGAACUUGGAGUCUUGACUGGCCGACGCUUUUAUCUUCAUCGCAUUUGGGACAUACGUUUCCAGUGUCAACGACCUGCAAUAAUAACUCAUACAUUAAUUUAGUGUGCACAUCCGAAACCAUUGCUCCCGCUUUUGCACCAUGGCGGACGACGAUGUGCUUUUCGAGGAUGUCUACGAGUUGUGUGAAGUGAUUGGCAAGGGACCCUUUAGUGUGGUGCGCCGCUGCAUCAACAGGGACACGGGCCAACAGUUUGCUGUAAAGAUCGUCGACGUGGCCAGCUUCACCUCUAGCCCUGGCCUCAGCACUGAAGAUCUGAAGCGAGAGGCCAGCAUCUGCCAUAUGCUGAAACAUGCACACAUUGUGGAGCUGCUGGAGACAUACAGCUCUGAUGGCAUGCUCUACAUGGUGUUUGAAUUUAUGGAUGGAGCUGAUCUCUGUUUUGAAAUCGUGAAGAGAGCUGAUGCUGGAUUUGUGUACAGUGAGGCUGUGGCCAGCCACUACAUGAGGCAGAUUUUGGAGGCACUUCGCUACUGCCACGACAACAAUGUGAUACAUCGUGAUGUCAAGCCCCACUGUGUGCUACUGGCCUCGAAGGAGAAUUCUGCUCCAGUCAAACUCGGCGGCUUUGGAGUGGCAAUACAACUGGGAGAGUCGGGCCUGGUUGCUGGAGGUCGUGUUGGCACUCCCCACUUCAUGGCUCCGGAGGUUGUCAAGAGAGAGCCAUACGGCAAGCCAGUGGAUGUGUGGGGAUGCGGGGUGAUCCUCUUCAUCCUCCUUUCUGGCUGCCUGCCGUUCUAUGGCACAAAGGAUCGCCUUUUUGAGGCCAUCAUCAAGGGAAAAUAUAAGAUGAAUCCCCGCCAGUGGGCCCACAUCUCAGAGAGUGCCAAAGACCUAGUGAGACGCAUGUUAAUGCUGGACCCUGCAGAAAGGAUCACCGUUUACGAGGCUCUCAACCACCCCUGGCUGAAGGAGAGGGACAGGUAUGCCUACAAGAUCCACCUUCCUGAAACGGUGGAACAGCUCAGGAAAUUCAACGCCAGGAGGAAGCUGAAGGGUGCAGUGUUGGCUGCUGUGUCAAGCCACAAGUUUAAUUCCUACUAUGGUGACCCUCCUGAGGAGCUUCAUGACUUUUCAGAUGACCCAACCGCCUCAGGACUGCUAGCUGCAGAAACAGGGGCAGUGUCACAGGUUUUGGACAGUCUCGAGGAGAUUCAUGCUUUGACAGACUGUAGUGAAAAAGAUAUGGACUUUCUCCACAGUGUCUUCCAGGAUCAAAAUCUUCACACCCUGUUAGAUUUGUACGACAAAAUUAACACCAGGUCGUCUCCACAAAUUCGAAAUCCUCCUAGUGAUGGAGUGCAGAGAGCCAAAGAGGUACUGGAGACAAUCUCUUGUUAUCAAGACAACAUAGAGGCCAAGGAGCUCAGAAGGAUCCUCACACAACCACACUUCAUGGCUCUGCUACAGACCCACGAUGUGGUAGCCCAUGAGGUCUACAGUGACGAGGCGCUUAGAGUGACCCCCCCGCCCACGUCCCCUUACUUGAACGGAGACUCACCAGACAGCAGCAACGGAGACAUGGACCUGGAGAACGUUACCAGAGUCCGUCUGGUCCAGUUCCAGAAGAACACCGAUGAGGCCAUGGGCAUUACGCUGAAAAUGAACGAGCUCAACCAUUGCAUUGUGGCCCGGAUCAUGCAUGGUGGAAUGAUUCAUCGGCAAGGGACCCUGCAUGUAGGAGAUGAAAUCAGAGAGAUUAAUGGUAUCAGUGUUGCCAAUCAAACAGUGGAACAGCUCCAAAAAAUGCUUAGGGAGAUGAGGGGAAGCAUCACGUUCAAGAUAGUACCGAGUUACCGGUCCCAGUCCAAGUCUUGUGAGAAGGAGUCACCAGAUUUGUCUCAACAUUUGGCUGCUAAUGGUCAUGCAAGUGUCACCAGCUCCAUCCAGGAUCUGCCAGCAACAAUUCCGCCCAAAGCUCGUCAGAUCUCCAGACCUGCUAUCCAGGACAAAUUGUCCAUCAAGAUCUAUGUUCGUGCUCAGUUUGAGUAUGACCCGGCAAAAGAUGACCUCAUACCUUGUAAGGAAGCAGGAAUUCGUUUCAGGGUGGGUGACAUCAUUCAGAUUAUCUCCAAGGAUGACCACAAUUGGUGGCAGGGAAAGCUAGAGAAUACCAAGAAUGGCACAGCAGGCCUCAUCCCUUCCCCAGAGCUGCAGGAGUGGCGUGUGGCAUGUAUAGCCAUGGAGAAGACCAAACAGGAACAGCAAGCCAGUUGCACGUGGUUUGGCAAAAAGAAGAAACAGUAUAAAGACAAGUACUUGGCCAAGCACAAUGCAGUGUUUGACCAACUAGACCUGGUGACAUAUGAGGAAGUGGUCAAGCUGCCUUCCUUCAAGAGGAAAACACUGGUUUUGCUUGGUGCGCACGGAGUAGGCAGGAGGCACAUCAAGAACACGCUUAUCACGAAACAUCCGGAUCGCUUUGCCUACCCCAUCCCUCACACAACUCGGCCUGCGAAGAAAGAUGAGGAAAAUGGAAAGAACUACUACUUUGUGUCUCAUGACCAGAUGAUGCAGGACAUCAGCAACAAUGACUACCUGGAAUAUGGCAGCCAUGAAGAUGCCAUGUACGGAACCAGGCUGGAAACUAUUAGGCAGAUCCACGCUCAGGGCAUGAUCUCCAUUCUGGAUGUUGAGCCACAGGCACUAAAGAUUCUCAGAACCGCAGAGUUUGCUCCCUAUGUUGUCUUCAUCGCAGCUCCCACUAUCACGCCAGGCCUCACGGAGGUUCCCAAGUGGUGUCGCAAGCUGCCUGAUGACUCCCUGCAGCGGCUCCAGAAAGAGUCGGAGAUGCUGCAGCAGACGUACACGCACUACUUUGACCAGACCAUCAUCAACAACGAGAUAGACGACACCCUGCGCCUGUUAGAAGAGGCUGUGGAGCUGGCGUGCAACACCCCUCAGUGGGUCCCAGUGUCCUGGGUGUACUGACAGGAUGACAGCAGAAGCUCAUCUCACUGAAGCAUCCACAGCUCCUCCUGAACAGAUGUGCGACGUUGGUGCAAUCACCUGGAAAGUCAUCUGAUCAAAAUCCUGUGUUGUGUAGAUGAAGUUACAAUAGGGCGAGAAAUAACUGUGCCACCUCAUGAGGACUACACUCUGGCCCUUUUUGUGUUUCAUUGGCCUUGAAGGCCUUAAUGUGUACAUAUAUACAUGAUCUAUCUGCAAUGAUAUCAAUGCUAAAAAAUGUUAGGUGAAUAUAGUUCUGUGCUUACAUAGUUGACGGCUGCGUGGGGUGUGUGUUCUAUAUUUUGUACAUUUCUUUUCAACGUAAUGGAUGACUGAUAACACUGACAAGGCAAUAGAAAGCAAGCCCUUAAGCAAGUGUGCAUGGGUGGGUCCUCAAAGGCACUCGAUGUGGAACCCAUGUGCCCAAACCAGUUGAACUUUGAAGCACAUCAGAAGCUGCCACAGUGUGCACAAGUCAGUCGCUGGACACCAAACUUAACAAAAAGCACAGGAAACUUGGCAGUUUCGUUCUCCAGCCUCUUAUUUAUUCCACCGUUUUGUCAACUCGCCUCUUGUAUCCCGUGUCCCUCCCCAACCUAUGAUCGUCUUUGUUUACAUCGGAAUUUGCACAAAAAAGACAAUGAUCAUCUUGUCGGCUCACACAUUUUGGUGCGCGAGUAGCCUGCUCCUCCCCGCACGGAGCGCAGUCUGUGAUCCUGUAGGUACAUCCAGCACUCAAGUGGAAGAAAAAAAAAAUGAAGUAAAAUUUAAAUGUACUGCCUUAAUGAGGCAUGGGGAAGAAGUUUGUAACAUCUAUGCACACCCCCAGUUUCCCUUGGGCAGACUGCCAGGGCCAUUGUUUUACUCUAUUGUAUUACUACUAAUGUGCUAGAGGAGGGUCAAACUUCAUGUAGGUUGGACGUCUCAGAUGUUAGAGCCGAUGUUUUGGAACUUAACAUUUGUGUUUAUAUAUAUAUAUAAAAAAAAAAAAAAAAUACAAGUAUUCUUGUUUUGAGGGUGAGUAAACGAGUAAAAAUUUUGUGUAAAUGUUUCAAUGGUAUGUCAUUUGCGUGACCUACAGAGAGCCAGUGUUUAAUAAUGUUGAAAAGAUGCUCUGUGUGUAACAUGUUGACGCUUUACCAGAAGUAGCACAGCGCUUCCCCGUCACACACACGUGACGUCAUCAUGAUUAUUUUCGAGAGUACAGUUGCUUUUGUGCCUCUUCGUGUUCUCAUUUUAAGUCGUGUGUAAAUGACUUCUGUAAAUGUCAAAGCAGCUCUUGUGUAUGACGUUUUUUUGUUAUUUCAUUUUGUAAAG